AUGCUGUCAAUAAUCUACAAUAUAUUCACCAGUUCCUCCUUCAUCUCUUCCUCCAAUGCUGCUACUAUACAACCAUCAAAAUGGAGGAUACAAAUCAGUGGAGUUAUGGGAUCAACAUCAUUAGCAUGUUGGAUAGUUUUAUUAAUGCCUCAAUUAAUUGAACAAUGGAAAUUAAAAUCUGUUGAAGGUAUAGCUAUUGGAUUUAUAACUAUUUGGUUUAUUGGAGAUAUUUUUAAUCUUUUAGGAGCAAUUUGGGCAAAUUUAUUACCAGAAAUGAUUUUUUUAGCUAUAUGGUUUUGUAUUGCUGAUUUUUUAAUGAUAUUUUCAUAUAUUUAUUAUACUAAAAUAUAUCCCAAACAUCAUCAUGAGCAUCAUCACGAGCAUCAUCACGAACAUCAUCACGAACAUGGAGAAAAUGAACAUCAUCAUCAACAUCAUCAUCACAGUAAGAGAAGAAGUAGAGGAAAUGAUAAUGAAUCUAGUCCAUUAUUAAAUACUACUAGAAGCAGUAGCAGAAGCAGAAGCAGAAGCAGAAGCAGAAGUAAUAGUAAUGAUCAUGAUCAUGAUAAUAUUCAUAAAACUAGGAGAAUAAGUAGUAAUAAUAAAAGAAGAAGAAGAAGAAGUAGUACAUUAACUGAUAUUGCUUUAGAACCAGAAUAUCAUUCAAUUUUUAUUAAAUAUAUUUUACCAAUUUUAUUUGUUAUUGGAUGUGGAACAUUAGGAUUUUUUAUUAGUGGAUCAUCAUCACCACCAUCAUCACCACCAUCAUCACCACCACCACCAUCAAACGAUGAUUCACCUCCUUCCGAUGAUCAAAAUCAUUAUAAUGAUAAAGAUAUUAUUGCUAUUGGACCACAAAUUAUGGGAUAUUGUAGUGCCAUAUUAUAUUUAGGUGCAAGAAUCCCACAAAUUAUUCAAAAUUAUCAACGUAAAAGUGUUUAUGGAUUAAGUUUAUUAUUUUUUCUUUUUUCAACUUUAGGUAAUUUAACUUAUGCUGGACAAAUAUUAUUUUAUCGUAAUGAUAAACAAUAUAUUUUAUUAAAUUUAAGUUGGUUAUUAGGUUCAUUAGGAACAAUUUUAGAAGAUUCAUUGAUUUUUUUACAAUUUUAUAUAUAUCGUGAUAAUAAUAAUAUCAAUGAUAAUGAUGAUAAUGAUGAAGCAACAAUUGAAUGA
Molecule: messenger RNA, 1173 nt
Organism: Candida dubliniensis CD36
Lineage: Eukaryota; Fungi; Ascomycota; Pichiomycetes; Serinales; Debaryomycetaceae
Exons: 1
Coding region: 1-1173 (390 amino acids)
Biological process (GO): basic amino acid transmembrane export from vacuole
Cellular component (GO): fungal-type vacuole membrane
Source: RefSeq, a predicted model, not a curated record